Messenger RNA from Manis javanica (Malayan pangolin), 5446 nucleotides. NCBI's taxonomy places the organism in Eukaryota, Metazoa, Chordata, Mammalia, Pholidota, Manidae. The record is from RefSeq and is a predicted model, not a curated record.
GCGCCUCGGGCUCUGCGUCGCGGACCGAGGGGAGGGAGGAGGGCGGGAAGCCCGGCCUGUCAGGCGCGGGGCCCGGAGCGGGGCGCAGCCCGAGCACGGGAGCCCCCGGGGUCCCGCCAGCCCGGAGGAGCGCCCACGCCCAGCGCGGGUCUGGGAAGGCUCGCCACCGCCCACAUCGUGGAGCCCCCGGGCGCCAAGCCCAGGGUUCCCCCCCGCCCACUCGGAGGUUUCUAGCCGAGAGAGCCUCUUAGGCUGGUGAACGAGGAACGAGCGAGGAGGGUACCCCCCGCCUGGUGUCAGACCCCCCACAUGCAGCCCGCCCGACGCAGGGCGGUGGGCUUGGUGCCUGCACCAGCCAGCCCCCUGCUCUGGGAGCCGCCCUCGCAGAAUCACCCUGGGCGCAGUCCGCCUGAGCCUCGCACAGCCACAGAUGCGGUGGUGACGGCAGCGCUUAGGCGCGUGGAAGGACUGCGUGAGGACAGGGACCCCAGUGCCAGCGCAGGACAAUGCGGGACGCCCAGGAGGCCCUUCGUCAGUAUUGCUGAGUGAAUGACUGCCGCAGGCUCGGAGACGGCUGAAUGGGACUCCGAAUGCCUUACAUCCCUGCAGCCCCUUCCUCUUCCCACACCCCCAGCAGCAAACGAGGCCCACCUGCAGACUGCAGCCAUCUCCCUAUGGACCGUGGUGGCCGCUGUGCAGGCUAUAGAGAGAAAGGUGGAGGUCCACAGCCGGCGACUCCUGCACCUCGAGGGACGGACAGGGACAGCAGAGAAGAAGCUGGCCAGCUGUGAAAAGACAGUGGCCGAUCUUGGGAACCAGCUGGAUGGCAAGUGGGCCGUGCUGGGCACCCUGCUGCAGGAGUACGGGCUGCUGCAGAGGCGGCUGGAGAACUUGGAGAACCUGCUGAGGAACAGAAACUUCUGGAUCCUGCGGCUGCCCCCGGGCAUUAAGGGAGAGAUUCCCAAGGUGCCUGUGACAUUUGAUGAUAUCUCCAUCUACUUUUCCACUCCAGAGUGGGAAAAAUUAGAAGAAUGGCAAAAGGAACUUUACAAGAAUAUCAUGAAGGGCAACUACGAGUCGCUCAUCUCCAUGGAUUAUGCCAUGAAUCAACCUGAUGUCUUGUCUCAGAUUCAGCCAGAAGGAGAACAUAAUACCGAGGAGCAGGCAGGGCCAGAGGACAGUGAGAUUCCCACAGACCCCAGUGAAGAGCCUGGCAUUUCAACAUCGGAUAUUCUGUCUUGGAUCAAACAAGAGGAAGAGCCCCAGGUUGGGGCUCCACAGGAGUCCAAGGAGAGUGACAUGCACAAGGGUGCCUACGCCGAUGAAGAGCUUGUCAUCAAGGCUGAAGGCCUUGCCAGAGCCUCCCUGUGCCCUGAGGUUCCAGUCACCUUCUCUUCUCCACCAGCAGCAGGAGCAAAGGAAACUUUUUCAGAUGUGGCCUUCAAAAGCCAGUCUGCAUCCAUGACACCUUUUGGACGUCCAGCCACUGACCUGGCAGAAGCCUCUGAGGGCCAAGUGACUUUUACUCAGUUGGGCAGCUACCCGCUGGCACCUCCAGCUGGGGAGCAGGUAUUCUCAUGCCACCACUGUGGCAAGAGCCUCAGCCAAGACACGCUGCUGACCCACCAGUGUAGCCAUGCUGGGGAGCACCCCUUAUCCUGUGCCCAGUGCCCUAAGCACUUUGCUCAGCAGGCCGACCUGAGCAGCAGCUCCCAGGCCCAUGCCAGUGAGACACCCCCCACCUGCCCACACUGUGCCAGAACUUUCACUCACCCGUCGAGACUCACCUACCACCUUCGGGUACAUAACAGCACUGAGCGCCCUUUCCCUUGUCCUGACUGCCCCAAGCGCUUUGCCGACCAGGCCCGACUCACCAGCCACCGGCGAGCUCAUGCGAGCGAGAGGCCCUUCCGCUGCCCGCAGUGUGGCCGCAGCUUCAGCCUGAAAAUCAGCCUCCUGCUCCACCAGCGGGGGCAUGCACAGGAGCGGCCCUUCUCCUGCCCCCAGUGUGGCAUUGACUUCAAUGGCCAUUCGGCCCUGAUUCGCCACCAGAUGAUCCACACGGGCGAGCGUCCUUACCCGUGCACCGACUGCAGCAAGAGCUUCAUGCGCAAGGAGCACCUGCUGAACCACCGGCGGCUGCACACGGGCGAGCGGCCCUUCAGCUGUGCGCACUGCGGCAAGAGCUUCAUCCGCAAGCACCACCUCAUGAAGCACCAGCGAAUCCACACGGGCGAGCGGCCCUAUCCCUGCACCUACUGCGGCCGCAGCUUUCGCUACAAACAGACGCUCAAGGACCACCUGCGCUCGGGCCACGGUGGAGGCUGUGGGGGAGAUGGCGACCCACCUAGACAGCCGCCGGACCCCCCAGGGCCCCUCCUAACUGGGCUGGAAGCCUCGGGCCUCGGCGUCCAUGCUGAAGGUCUAGAAACCAAUCAGUGGUAUGGGGAAGGCAGUGGUGGGGGAGUCUCGUAAAUCUCCCACCUGUGCUCACGGGAGGGCACGAGAAGAGCCCGUGAGCCCCUGCGCGCCCACACUGAUCACCAUUUGGCACGUCGGUGAGUUUGGGGUCCUGCACACCUGACUAGGGACGUGCUUGAGUUUUGGAACUUCACAACAUUUUGAGAACACCACAUUCUGAAACACAGAAAGACCUGGAAAGGAGCCCAGCACCCCCUUCUUUUCAACAAUAUGACCUAAUCAGAAGUUACAGGAGUGUCGCAGAGAUUGGGAAGCAAGAUUUGGCCUCUGGUAAUCCGUCACAGGGUAAUAGAUUGAUAAUGAUUGUGGCUGUAGAUGGAGACGGGUGCCUGGGAAGAGCCUGCAAAACGCCAAGCCCAUUGUGAGGCGCCACAAUGUGUCUGCCUGAACCUCAUUAAUUCCUCGAUGGUCUGGUGUUCGCGAGGAGUGCUCAGGCCCCCAUCCAUGUCCGUGUUCCUCCCAGCACCAGCUAAAGCCCGCUCCUGUGCUCAUGUACCUGCCUCCCCCGAGAAGAGACUGCCUUCCGAGGGUUGCUAGGUUAAUUCUGCUAAUACAUUCUGUUUCAUAUUGUAUGAGCAAGGAAUCUGACUUCCAAAGCUCCUAAGGAGAACAGUUCUUAACUUUCACUAGGUUGAUUUGAAGCAUUCAGGCCCUUACUGGUAUUCAAACUGCUAGAAACCUUUGUGGACAUCCCUGGUUAAAAAAUUGGGCAGUGUUCUCAGCCCCAGCUUUAAAAGCUAAAGAUCCCAGAGAAAUGGCAGAACAGCCUAAAAUGCGUGCCUGAACCAUGUUUCUUAGAGUCAUUUAUGUCAAAUUCUUCCUUUUCAUUUCCAUGCCAAUAAGCUGGCUUUCCCGUCCCAGUGUCUGAUAUUCUUGACAAUCGUCAGCAGAAAAGAUCACAGCCCUUUCCAGAAGCAUUACCAGGUUUGAGAGAGUGCCGGUGGGCUCUCGGCUUUUUCUUCCUCGGUGAUGAGAUGGUAGUGCUAUAAUGCAGCUUCUUGAGCCAUCAGAGGGUGUGUGUUCACACUGUCUGGCUCUCCCCCAUUGGCAAUGGACAACCUAAGGGACUUCAUAUGGAUUCCCUGAGAGCUGAGUACCGUGUACAGACAAGAAGAGAUUUUUCUGGCUUGUUUUGCUUGUAGGGCCCUGGCUAUCAUCUGUCCCUUCGUUGGGGACAUUCAGUCACCUGGGAGCAUCUGAGCCUGGUCCAACUCCAAAGUGGCUUUGCAAUUGGACAUAAAUUCCUUUCCUUUUAUAGAUCUCAAAUUUUAUCUGCAAAAUGAGGUUGGUGAAAGAAAAAAGCGAGUCUCUAGAAAUUUUUUUUUUUCCCGUCUUGUGACACGUUCCUUCUCCUGCCAAAAUCCUAUCACUCUUCUCUGGCUUCUAUCCAGGCAAAGCCAAAUGAGACCCCAAAAUCAAAGCAGAGACAUCUUGCUAAACUUUGACUGAAGUCAAUUUGAUUUGUUGUUUUGCUCUUGCUUGGAGCCUGAGGUGGAAGACAGAAAGAGAAUGCAGAAGCCCUGAGUCUUGGGCAAAAAAGCUGUUUAUUCCUGCACUCUCUUGUUUCCCAGCCCAACCUUUACCCGGCCUAGCUAUGCAUAACCAUACUAGUAAAACGCGUUACCCAAGCUAGCUUUGCUCCCAGGAAGGCCCUGACUCAACAUGCAGCUCUUUAGGAUAACCACAUUUAUAAAACAUCUGCUCUGUGACAUUCAUAAUACCAAGGACCAUGGGAGACCUAAGAAGUGUGUGUAGACCUAAGCUGCCAUAACUUAAUGGUCUGCAGGUGAUGAAAAACCCAAGGGUAUAUCUAGAACAGACCAACACAGAAGAUGGAUAGAUCCCUGGGAUCCAGAGCUUCCUAGCUAGGAUCUGGACCCCUACCAUGGGAGUAUCUGGGGGACUGGGAAUCCCAAAGCUAGGGUUCCAGCAUUCCUGGUGACCCACUGGAAACCUGAGUGUGAGAUCCAGCUCUGAUUUGCACCUUCAUCUCCUAAAGAAAAGGGGAAAGAAUCAAAGCACUACCUUCAGAUGGUGAGCUCCCUUUUCUGAACAGAUGUAAGCAUUUGCCAGGGCCUGCUGGAGGAGGGACUCCUAUAGUAGGUGUGACAUUGGACUAGACAACAUUGAAAUGUCCUUUUUACUCUAAGGUUUACUGAGGACACAGAACUCAUUAAUGAAGGAGACCUGGGGAUUAAAGGCUGUGGAUGGAUCCCACAAUCCUUGUGGCCAGCAAGGACAGUUCAGAUACAACGAGGCAAGAGCCUUGCAACUGAAUGAGGGGGGAUGAGCAGAACCCUGCCAGAGAGAUGGGAGGAGGUGUCAUCCAGGUCCGCAGCCUCGUGCAGACAGGGAAGUUCAGUUGCUGUCCAUUCUGCUGUCUUCCUCCACCAGUCCUCUACCAGGUGGAACUCCAGGCCAGCUCCGAGUUAGGGUUUGUUUGCUUAAGAUUCAAGAGUGGAUAAGAAAAAUGAGUCCUUGGGAAAGAUAAGUCCAACCAAAAGGUUUGUGUGUGGAGAAACUUGGUCUACCAAGAGCUCCUGCGAGAACCAUGUGUUCACCUCUGUAGUUGAGAAGUACCUGGGCAUCGGUCGUCGUGACCAGACAGGAUAGGAAAGAGGAAAACCCAGAAACGUGCUCUUUGUCGGUUGGUCCUCUGGGCUGACAGGUCUAUUCUAUCAUAAAUGGGCACCAGCCCCUUGGAGUGGAUCCAGGAGUUGACUAUAACCAGAUUCAUUCUUUGCUUACUAGAUUUUUCAUUGUCACCAUUAGAGGAAGAGGAACCUCUGGUUCAACCACAGAUGUGAAAGUAAGUGGAAGUUGAUUGCUGGUCUGGAAAGUGAAAGGAAGUGACUGGUCCUUCCUGCUGGGUAUUUGACAUUGGAAACAUUGUAACUGAGCUCUGGCUAGAGCAGCGCUUUACAGAACUUUCUCAUCACUAAUAAUAAAGUCUGCAAAAUUCCUG